UUCAGGGGCGGGGCGACCUUGGUUUGGCGCGAAGUUUCAUCCGAAGGAAGGAAGGAAGGAAGGGAAGAGAGGAAGGACAAGAAGGAAGGAGUUAUUUCGCUCUGUCUGUUUCGCGUCGCGGCCGCGUUUCUCCUCAGAAUCUUCCUCUUCUGGAAGAGCAGGAGAAGAAAUCAUGAAUACAAGAAGCCAAAGGAAGCGCAGCUACACAUGGAUUGGGAGAGGCUUCUGCACAGACAAACAAUGGCAGAUCUCCCAUUAUAGGGGAGUAACCGUUAAGUCAGGGAAAAGUGUUGAUGAGAGUGUCAUUUUCCUUGGAGAAUUUAUUUUAGUGGAAGCUGAGGAUACUGAUCAGCAGUUCGUGGCAAGACUUAGAAAAUUAUAUGAAGAUGGUGCUCAGCAAAAGCAUGCAGUUGUAGAGUGGUUCUCUAGUAUUGUGGAUAUACCUUUCAGUCAGCGAGUAUCUUUGGGACAAGAGUCUUCUCAGGAGAUAUUUUUUAAUGAAAAUGUUGAAUUGGAUCCCAACAUACUUGUUACAUCUAUUAUUAGUAAUGUCACGAUAUAUUGGAUUAUAAUAUACAUCAAUUCUAACCAAUCAUUGUGGAGCCUGAGGAUGAUGAGAGUUGUAGUCUUAACAUAUCUGGAUGGAUUAGACUAUAAUAAAGUUAUUCCGUUGUCCCCAUGGGAAGUGUUGCCUGUUGGGUCAAAGGAUGAAAAAAUCUUUUUCAUAAGAAAAAGUUGGGAUGGAAGAAGGUUUAAGCCAUUACCACCUGAGUUGCUGGCAGAGUUGAAGGGCUCUGUGAAAAUAAAGAGUAAAGACAUAGAUUUUGCUACUGAAUACCACCAGACUCCCUCACGGACUGUUUGCUCUCUGAGAGUGGAACCUGAACAUGCCACUUGGAAUGCCAGAGAAGACCUGAAGAGUACUGCAGACAGAGAAUCAAGAUACUCAGUUUCUAAGUCUUCACUGGCUAAGCAGAAGCAUUCCCAGAGAAUAGCCAAUGGCAUUCAUACCCCAGGAGCAAAGAAGAAAUUGCAGCUGAAUAGUCCUUUAAAAUCACCCAGAAGCAAAUUUGCAGAACGAGACAUAAUUGAGCUAGACUCCGAUUUCAUUGAGCCUUUGGAGAGAUCGGCUAUGAAACGAAAAGUGACUUUCACUGGCUUCAAAGGGUCUCCCUCAAAAAUAUCUUGUGCUACUGAUGAAGGAGAUACAUUUGCAGACAUUAAGCCAUUGAGGGACUCAUCUGAAAGAAUUAAUGGAAGCCUAUCGUCUCCUUGCCAGAGGAACAAAGAAUGUGGUCCAAAAACCAGGCGUUCUGUUGUGAAAGAGUGUGCCACAGAUGGUGUGGGCAAACAGGAUAAGAUGAACAAGACAAUAGAGCUGAAAGACUCAGAGAAACAAGCAGGAAUUCUUACAAGGAAUUUCAAGAAUCAGCAAAGUAUAUGUGAAGAACAAGAAUUGAAAUCUGGAGGCCCAGCACUAACUCCACGGUCACGCAGGAAAUGUGUACAGAGAACUGCUAUCCAUGUUGCAGAACAACUUGAUUUAUGUGAAGAAUUAAAAUCUGAAGGUCCAGCACUAACUCCACGGUUACGCAGGAAAUGUGCACAGAAAACUACUAUUCGAGUUGCAGAACAACUUGGUGUCUUGGAAACAGAUGGGGAGGAAGAGGAUUUCAUUUCUACUUCAGAAAGUUCUGACUCUAGUAGCAGUGAUGAAGAAGAUAGAAAGGUGUUUUGUACACCUAAGAGGCAAAUGAGAUCCACGUCAAAAAACUUGAGGAAACCAUCUAGUGGAAAAUCUGCCAAAGACCCAAGCAAAACUCCCGAUCAAAGAACUCCCAAGACACCACGCAAUGCUACUCCCAGAAUUCGGAUGCGAAAUCAAACCACUCCAAAGCCAGGCAAUGCUCUUGAAGAGGCUAGAGUGAGGCUACAUGUGUCUGCUGUCCCAGACUCCUUGCCAUGCCGUGAAAAAGAAUUUCAGGAUAUCUGUAACUUUAUAGAAAGCAAACUCAUUGAUGGGACUGGCGGAUGUAUGUACAUUUCUGGAGUUCCUGGGACAGGCAAAACAGCAACUGUUCAUGAGGCCAUUCGUUACCUUCAGCAGGCAGCAGAAAAUGAUGAGCUACCCUCCUUCCAGUUUAUAGAAAUUAAUGGCAUGAAGUUGACAGAUCCACACCAAGCCUAUGUGCAAAUCUUAAAGUUACUGACAGACCAAAAGGCAACUGCAAACCAUGCUGCUGUUCUCCUGGAGAAGAUGUUCUGCAAGUCUGGAUCUAAAAGGAAAACUAUAGUACUUGUAGUAGAUGAGCUUGACCUCUUGUGGACCAGAAAACAAAAUGUGAUGUACAGUCUCUUUGACUGGCCAACCCAAAAAAAUGCCAAGUUAAUCGUCUUAGCCAUUGCUAACACUAUGGAUUUGCCAGAGAGAAUUAUGAUGAACAGAGUAGCCAGCAGGCUGGGUCUUACCAGAAUGUCUUUCCAGCCAUAUACCUUCAGGCAGUUACAGAAGAUUAUCUCAACCAGAAUGGGCCCAUUGAAAGCAUUUGAGGAGGAUGCAGUUCAGCUUGUUUCCAGAAAGGUUGCAGCUUUAUCUGGUGAUGCAAGACGUUGCCUUGAUAUCUGCAGAAGGGCCACAGAGAUCUGUGAACUUUCUGAUCAGAACAGUGACUCGGGACUAGUUGGCAUGGCACAUGUCAUGGAAGCCAUGGAUGAAAUGUUCUCAUCUUCUUAUAUAAGCACAAUUCGGAAUGCAUCAUUACAGGAGCAAACCUUCCUAAAAGCAAUAAUUGCAGAAUUUCGCAGGUCAGGACUGGAGGAGGCUACAGUUCAACAGGUAUAUCACCACCAUGUUGCACUGUGUAGAAUUGAAGGCCUACAAACUCCUACCAUAUCAGACACAAUAGCAAUUGCCUCACGGCUUAGUGCUUGUAGACUUUUGCUAGCAGAAUCUAGUCAUAAAUAUCUUCACAUGCGGGUUCGACUUAACGUUAGCCAGGAUGAUGUUAUGUAUGCACUUAAGGAAGAAUAAGGUCAACUGUACAUUUCUGUCAAUGCAUCUAUGUAUACUGGGUUUAAGUUAAAUUUUAAAGAUGUUUAUUUUAAAUUAUAUGGUGCUGAUUAAACUAGAAUGUAGGUAUUUUGAAACCAAUGUCAAAGUUCUUUUAAUUUACUUCUGAUUCACAACAUGUAUGAACACAUUGUACUAAAAUGUUUUUCUUCAGCUGUUCAAUGUAUUUCCAUUUCCCGGCUUUCUCUGCUCAAUUGAGACAUGAUCUUGCUGAUGUGUAGUUCCCACACAGGUCCACACCAUUCCUUACAUAAUGCAGCUUUUAAAAAUCCUAUGACAAUUAAUCCUGAGCUCUGAAAAGUUAUUUGUUGGUCUACAACUCCUCAAAUCCUCACCCAACGUGAUCACAAAAAUAUAAACUGGAAAAAGACUAGCACUAAUUUUCAGACUGUAUUUUGCAAACCUUUUGAUUGUGGUUGGGAGCAAUUUGCUAACAUUUCCAAUUAAAACAUGACAGACUGAAUGGCGAA
Messenger RNA from Sceloporus undulatus (fence lizard), 3540 nucleotides. It is a transcript of the gene ORC1, whose product is annotated as origin recognition complex subunit 1. Gene Ontology annotation, cellular component: nuclear origin of replication recognition complex. The transcript has 20 exons. Gene Ontology annotation, molecular function: chromatin binding; DNA replication origin binding; ATP hydrolysis activity. The coding region runs from base 173 to 3031 and encodes 952 amino acids. Gene Ontology annotation, biological process: DNA replication initiation; mitotic DNA replication checkpoint signaling. The record is from RefSeq and is a predicted model, not a curated record. Lineage: Eukaryota; Metazoa; Chordata; Lepidosauria; Squamata; Phrynosomatidae.